Molecule: messenger RNA, 1083 nt
Organism: Darwinula stevensoni
Lineage: Eukaryota; Metazoa; Arthropoda; Ostracoda; Podocopida; Darwinulidae
Source: the annotation of a GenBank genome assembly
AUGGAGGAUGAGAAGCAGGGAGCGAGUCCGGAGAUUUGGGUCGUGCCGAUCAUCUUCGCCAUCAUAUUCAUAAUCGGAGUCUUGGGUAAUGGCACGUUAAUUGCCAUAUUUCUCCGUCAUCGAGAACUCCGAAACGUCCCCAACACGUUCAUCUUCACUCUUGCAAUCGGGGACUUGUGCGUGUGUCUCGUGUGCAUCCCGUUCGUAUCGACCAUCUAUACGUUUCACUCGUGGCCGUACGGAGAGAUGAUGUGCAAGCUGGCAGAAUACGUGAAUUAUGUCUCCAUCGGGGUGUCCGUGUUCACACUCACCGCUCUCAGCAUGGAACGUUACGCCGCCAUCCGAAAUCCCCUCAGCCUCACCUCCCUUCGUGGCAACGGGAGUGGUGGCAGGGGGUGUAAGAUCAGACUUCUCUCCUGUCUCCUCAUAUGGUCCCUCGCCCUCCUCACUGCUUUACCCUCUCUAAUCUACACCCAAGUCGUGGAAUUCGAAGGGGCCGCAUCGAAUGAAACCAUCCGGGUGUGUUACCCGUAUCCGAAAGAAUUGGGCCUCUCUUAUUCCCAGGCCAUGGCCACUUACAAGUUUUUGCUCUAUUACGCCCUUCCUUUGGGACUCGUCUCUUUCUUUUAUGCUGGUAUGGCUCGUGGAUUGCUCGAAAGUACGAGGGGGAUCCCAGGAGAAGGGGGAGGGCGAUCUCAAAGUCAGAUGAGAGCCAGGAAGAAAGUAGCUAAGAUCGUCCUCGCUUUCGUCAUCAUCUUCGCAAUCUGCUUCCUACCCUCUCACGUCUACUUUCUCUGGUGGUAUUACACCUACCCAAGAUCAAUGGACAAUUACAAUAUAUUUUGGCAUUACUUCAAAAUCCUUGGUUUCGUUCUCGGCUUCUGUAAUUCCUGCAUCAAUCCCAUUGCCAUGUACGUCAUGAGUGACACGUUUCGGAAACACUUCAAUCGAUAUCUCUUCUGCUCUUGUCGGGGCACAAGCCGAGAUCUAUCAGGAUUACAAUCCCAAUCCCAAGACACCCAGGUUACCUACCGCUACUCUGUCAAAUUCCGCUCCGGUACCCAUCCUUCCGUACAACUAUGA